Messenger RNA from Aspergillus oryzae RIB40, 942 nucleotides. RefSeq names its product RTA1 domain-containing protein. The coding region runs from base 1 to 942 and encodes 313 amino acids. Gene Ontology annotation, cellular component: plasma membrane; fungal-type vacuole. NCBI's taxonomy places the organism in Eukaryota, Fungi, Ascomycota, Eurotiomycetes, Eurotiales, Aspergillaceae. The record is from RefSeq and is a predicted model, not a curated record. The transcript has 3 exons.
AUGUCAACUACAAGCCAACCUCCCACACCGAGCAUUAUCACCGCACCAUGUACCCUUCAGACAUGUCCCCUUGACUGGGCCCUUAUUCGAUACAUUCCAAGUCUACCAGGAAAUGCUUUCUACCUUGCUCUAUUCGUCCCAAUGUUUCUGGCUCAGGUAUUUUGCGGAAUUCGUUAUCGUACCUGGAGUUACCUAGCCGCCAUGUCCGGUGGAAUACUCCUCGAGAUCAUCGGCUACGGAGGACGACUGAUGCUGCACUCCAAUCCAUUCAAUUUUUCCGCCUUCUUACAAUACCUCAUCUGUCUCACCAUCGGACCAGCUUUCAUAACGGCCGCCAUUUACAUAUGUUUCGCGCGAGUGAUCGUCGUCUACGGUGCCAGCAUGUCCAGAAUAAGACCUAAGACUUAUGCGCGAAUCUUCAUAACCUGUGACUUGAUUUGCCUCGUCCUGCAAGCCGCUGGCGGCGCCAUCACAGCCACAGCUGGCCAAGAACAAGACGGACUACGCCAUACAGGCAUCAACAUUAUGAUUGCCGGCUUAGCAAGCCAGGUAGUAGCGCUAGGAUCGUUUAUGAUCCUCUGCGGCGACUAUGUAUGGAGACUGAAGCUCCAUGUCCGGGUGGUUCCUCAACCGGUCGAUGGGGAUUGGAAAUGGAAAGGUUUUCUCAUAGGCUUGGCCAUAGCAACACUUACAAUAUUCAUACGGUCAAUCUUUCGCGUCGCGGAGCUAAAUGGUGGGUUUAGUAGCGACCUGGCGAAUGACGAAGUGGCAUUCAUGAUUCUCGAAGGGGCGAUGAUGGUUAUUGCUUGUGCGUGCAUGAGUGUGUUUCAUCCGGGAUACUCUCUCGUUGGGGACUGGAAGGAGCUCGUUUCGCCUUCGGCCAAAUCAAGAGAGUGCGAUGACCUGGUGCUGACUGCCAUAUCAAACUCGGGCAAGCCUUAG